Messenger RNA from Pristis pectinata (smalltooth sawfish), 3440 nucleotides. RefSeq names its product SWI/SNF-related matrix-associated actin-dependent regulator of chromatin subfamily D member 3-like. The transcript has 13 exons. The record is from RefSeq and is a predicted model, not a curated record. Gene Ontology annotation, biological process: regulation of transcription by RNA polymerase II. Bases 73 to 1503 code for a protein of 476 amino acids. NCBI's taxonomy places the organism in Eukaryota, Metazoa, Chordata, Chondrichthyes, Rhinopristiformes, Pristidae. Gene Ontology annotation, cellular component: SWI/SNF complex; nucleus.
GCAUUGAAAGGGAGCACUAUUAAAGUGUGAGUGGGGAGGAGGGAGCGCAGGAGUCGGCAGAGAGCGGAGGAAAUGUCGGCGGACGAGCCGAGCGGCGGCGCUCGGAGAGCCACCAAGAGCAAACUAUUUGAGUUCCUGGUCCACGGGGUGCGCCCUGGGAUGCCCUCGGCUGCCCGGAUGGCUCCCCAGGGGUCUGCGAUGGGCCCCCCGGGAGCCCCAUACGGGGCCAGUCCCACCGUCCGGCCCGGCAUCCCGCAGCCUGUCCUGGAGCAGUCCCGCAAACGUGCAGCCCCGCAGCAGGUACAGCAGCAGCAGGCAGCUGUGCAGAGCCGUGCCCGCAGUACCAAGCGGCGGAGGAUGGUGGACAAGAUCCUGCCCCAGAGGAUCCGGGAGCUGGUCCCUGAAUCCCAGGCAUACAUGGACCUGCUGGCCUUCGAGAGGAAGUUGGACCAGACCAUCAUGAGGAAGAGAGUGGACAUUCAGGAGGCUCUGAAGAGGCCGAUGAAGCAAAAGCGGAAGCUCCGGCUGUACAUCUCGAACACCUUUAACCCCGCACGUUCCGAUGCCGAGGAUUCUGACGGCUGCAUCGCCUCCUGGGAGCUCCGGGUGGAGGGGAAGCUGCUGGAGGAUACUGGGAAGCAGAAGAGAAAAUUCUCGUCGUUCUUUAAGAGCCUGGUGAUCGAGCUGGACAAGGAGCUGUACGGGCCUGACAAUCAUCUGGUAGAGUGGCACCGGACGCCCAGCACCCAGGAGACGGACGGCUUCCAGGUGAAGAGGCCGGGGGACGUCAGUGUCCGCUGCACCCUGCUGCUCAUGCUGGAUUACCAGCCCACCCAGUUUAAGUUGGACCCGCGCCUGGCCCGCCUCCUGGGGAUUCACACCCAGACCCGAUCGGCCAUCGUACAGGCACUCUGGCAGUACAUCAAAACCAACAAGCUGCAGGACUCCCACGACAAGGAGUACAUCAGCUGCGACAAGUACUUCCAGCAGAUAUUCGACUGCCCGAGGCUAAAGUUCUCCGAGAUUCCCCAGCGACUGACCAACCUGCUGCUGCCGCCAGACCCCAUCAUCAUCAACCACCUCAUCAGCGUGGACCUCAAUGACCAGAAGAAGACGGCUUGUUAUGAUAUUGACGUCGAGGUUGACGACCCCCUGAAGUGUCAGAUGAGCAGCUUCCUGCUGUCGACAGCCAAUCAGCAGGAGAUCGCAGGGCUGGACAACAAGAUUCAUGAGACCAUCGAAUCCAUCAACCAGCUGAAGAUUCAGAGGGAUUUCAUGUUGAGCUUUUCCAAGGACCCAAAGGGCUACAUCCAGGAAUGGCUGCGGUCCCAGAGCCGGGAUCUGAAGAUAAUGACGGAUGUGGUGGGGAACCCAGAGGAGGAACGACGUGCUGAUUUCUACCAGCAGCCCUGGUCGCAGGAGGCAGUCAGCCGCUACUUCUACUGCAAGAUACAACAACGAAGGCAGGAGCUGGAGCAGGCCAUGGGUGUGCGCAACACCUAGAUCCUUCCCUCGGACAACCACCACCACUGCAACACACACUACACUGCCAUCCCUCUGACUGUCCCCAGCAUCCAGCAGCCCCUGUUUCAGGGGGCCUGGAACCCGUCGUUGUUCCUUCUCCCAUCGUCUACCUGCCUCUGUGGCACCAGCCCGCCCCCGCCCCCACCCAAUGUCAGCCCAGGCUGAACCCCCCUCCCCCACUGCUGAAUGUCCAGUUCUGCUGGGGCUUUCGUGCCCGGCUUGGCCUGGGAUUGGCCGAGGGAUUGUCGCUGUGUGGGCAGGCUGGGUCCAUGGUGUCGCUCAGUGCCCACCAGGUAAUCAUGGGGCGUGGGGAGAGGGGGUGUUGUGAUGGGUCGGGGGGGUGAGGGAAAGAACGCUGGACAUUACCGCAGCGCUGGGAUCCCUCUGCUGAGGAGCUGGACCUUCCUGGGGGGUUGUCCACUGCCUGGUGUGAUCAUUCCUCUGUCCUUUAGCUUAUUGGCUGUCGCUGAGGAGAUCAGUUUACUGUAUCCUGUCAAACGAGCCAAUUGCAGAGCACCACCAAUGGACCCAACAUCUCAUCCAACUCACCGGGACUGUUGCUCCUUUUCCCUCUUUCCCAAACCUCACCAGGACCUCCCACCAACGGUCCCUGCGAGGCUGGGGAUGCAUGGGUGGGGGGGGGGGGGGUGGGGGAGGCGGUGUCCAUGGUUGGGGAGGUCCAUGGGUGGAGGUCCCCCUCCCGGAGCUGAGCCGGAGGUGGGGGUGUGAGUUGGGUUGAGUUUGUCUGGUUCACCCAGUGAUGGUGGGAUAAUGCCUGCCUCUGGGGAGCUUGCAGGACAUGGCGACUGAGGGAAGGGUCAGUGUGGUGCUGCUGUCCUGCACUGUCUGGUGACUGGGUCCCUUGUAGACAGGCUGGCGUUAUCAUGGUGAUCAGACGCAGUCCCCCGUAUCGAACCAUCGAUGACAGCUCAUGGAUUACUUGGUUGGUUUCUCAUGCUGCAGAGUUGGGGGUUUGGGGGCCAGAGGGGGGGUAGGUGGAAGUUGGUGCUCAGAGCUAAAUUAUUCAAAACUGUGCUGUCUCUGCCCUGGGAGUGUGUGACGGGACGGUGUAGAGGGAGCUUCACUCUGUGUCUGCCCUGGGAGUGUGUGACGGGACGGUGUAGAGGGAGCUUCACUCUGUGUCUGACCCUGGGAGUGUGUGACGGGACGGUGCGGAGGGAGCUUCACUCUGUGUCUGACCCUGGGAUUGUGUGAUGGGACGGUGUAGAGGGAGCUUCACUCUGUGUCUGACCCUGGGAGUGUGUGACGGGACGGUGCGGAGGGAGCUUCACUCUGUAUCUGACCUGUGACCUGGGAGUGUGUGAUGGGACAUCAUAGUGUGUUUUACUCUGUACAGUAAAACUCUGAUAAUCCAGCACCCUCAUGCCAGACCAGUAUAUUUUACGGACCGUUGGAUGUUACUCCACUAAAUACCCAAACUCACUCUAAGUUUCUCUUUUACAUGUUACCCAGUGGAAUAAUACAUUUCCCAGUGAACCUGGUGAGUUUAAAUGAUGUGGGAAAUAUACAGCACUCAGGACCCCAGAUCCAACCACAAACCCACCCGGUUCCUGAGCCUGGUGUCCUGGACCCUGACUCCAGCCCCCACACACAGCCCAUAGUCCGGAGCCCGUCCCCAGCCGUACUCUGGACACCGGCUCGCACUCCGGACCAAUGAGUGAGCCAGGUGUCAGGAAUUUCAAACAAUCAGAUGCCGGAUUAUCAGAGUUUUAUUGUAUUUCAAGCAACAAACGAGAAGCUGGGGGACCUCAGUCCAAAUGAAGGGUCUCGACCCGAAACGUCGACUGUCCAUCUCCCUCCACAGACGCUGCCCGACCCGCUGAGUUCCUCCAGAUUCCAGCGUCUGCAGUCUCCUGUGUCUCCAUUUUACUGUAUUAAAUGUGUUUUGGGAGCUU